Messenger RNA from Mucor mucedo, 366 nucleotides. RefSeq lists its product as uncharacterized. The coding region runs from base 1 to 366 and encodes 121 amino acids. The record is from RefSeq and is a predicted model, not a curated record. The transcript is spliced from 2 exons. Lineage: Eukaryota; Fungi; Mucoromycota; Mucoromycetes; Mucorales; Mucoraceae.
AUGACUCUUUGGGAGCGUUGUCUUGUGUCAUGUCGCGGCUGUUUACAAGUUCCACAAAUCCUUGUUCUUCUUUCAGCAUGUUCAAAAGCGGAGGGAUUUCUUCUUUUUAACGAAGUUUCAUUUCUUCUCGCAGUGGAACCGGUACCAACGGCAAAUGAACCAGGUCAAAAAGACGCGAUACCAUCUCCUCUUGUUCUUAACAAGCUGCAUUUCCAAAACGGGUACGCAGCAAGUCAACGAGGUAGUCCAAAUUGCUUUCCGGAUCCAAUUCUUCCAACUGCUCAGAGCUACGAAAAUACUCAAAUCUCCAUUGUUGAUGAAAAUCAUCAACUUGAAGAACUUGGCGUUGCUCCUCAAGGGCUUUGA